Molecule: messenger RNA, 1100 nt
Organism: Punica granatum (pomegranate)
Lineage: Eukaryota; Viridiplantae; Streptophyta; Magnoliopsida; Myrtales; Lythraceae
Source: RefSeq, a predicted model, not a curated record
AACUCCCCCCCCCCCUUUUUUUUUUUCCUCUUUCCUUUAUCGCGAAGCAGCUCAGAGCUCCUGCAAGACACGAAUUUGUCAUUCCGAUCAUAUGUCUGAUGAAUUUCAAAUUUAAUUUCAAUCAAAAAAAAGAAAAAAGAAAAGGCGUCUGAAAAAUCUCUCCAAUGGUAAUAAAACCGUCUGAGUUUAUCCAUUUGCCUCGUUCUUAGCAACCAACAGAAGAUUUUUUUCAGCCCUGUCCCCAUUAGGAUUGAUCGAAUCUUCCCGGCGGUUGGACCAGGAAGGGAAGGAGAAGAGAACCAAAACCAAAAGAUGAUGAGACGACAGCCACAGGACCAGCAGUCCAGGGCCUUGUACGAGCUCUCCACCCUGGUCCUCAACCUCCUGAGGUCGCCCCCAACCCCGAUCUCGUUCCCUGACCAGCCUCCCACGGUGGCGCCGCCGCCGUCGUCCAGGAGGUCGGUGGCCCCGGUGGCUGCCCAGAUCACGCCCUCGGGUUUCGCCUCCCUGCUUCUCGGGAUCUCCCUCGCCAUGAUGUUCUGUGGAUCUGUCACUUUCUUCAUCGGCUUCAUGCUGAUGCCUUGGGUGCUCGGCUUGGUCAUGUUCCUGUACGUCGUCGGCAUCAUUUCCGGUCUUUCCAUGUUGGGGCGGUCCAUUCUUUACUAUGCCACGGGCCCGCCGCCCAGCCCCCGGAAGGAGAUCCCUUCAUGGAAGCUCUUGUAAAGAAAAUGGUUUGCAGACAGAAUAGACAUAUUCAAUUAUAUGCAGUUGGAAGAUUAGAGCAGCACAGUGAAGCCUCCACGCUCCUCAGAGGCCCUGUGCUGUCUCGAGCGACAUAUAUAGCGAAACCAAAUAUUUGAAGAGCUUCUUCGGAGUAUUAAUGCGGAGAAAAAACAAUGUGUAAAUCUCUUUUGAUUUUACCUCUUUCACCAGCUUGUUAUAGCUCAUGUGAGAUAGCUUCUCCUGUCCAGCAGAUAUGCUGGAUUAUUGAAGCUUGUUUUUUUUUUCUCCCCCUUUUUGUUAGAGAAUAUUAAUAGAUCAGCUCAUCAAGGUCUAUUCCUCGUCGAUUAGAUCUGGGAAUAUGUUGUUCAGUUUGUUUU